AUGCGCCAUCGGAAGUCAGCGGAGGUAAAUAGACGAGGAUCCGACCUCCUGAAACAACCCGAAGCCGACCCACCUCGUUAUCGGGGCGUCCGUAAACGGCCAUGGGGCCGAUUUGCUGCAGAGAUUAGAGAUCCGAUAAAAAAGACUCGAGUUUGGCUUGGCACAUUCGAUACAGCUGAAGAUGCUGCACGCGCUUACGACGAUGCUGCACGCGCUCUCCGUGGACCUAAAGCCAAAACUAAUUUCCCUAAUUUAGCAGCUAUAACAACACAACAGGAUAAUAAUCCUUAUGGAUCGAAUCAAUUUGAGCUUUUUCCUAAUUCGAGACCGGCUUCUAGCAGCAUGAGCAGCACGUUGGAAUCUUCUAGUGGGCCUCGUGGAUCGGGUAAUAAGCUGACCCGGAUGAAAAUCCCUCGCCCGGUUCUUCCGCCGGAAGAUUGCCGGAGCGAUUGUGAUUCGUCCUCGUCGGUGGUGGAUGAUCGUUGUGAUGCAGAUCAGACGUCGUCGUUUCUGCCCAAACAACCUCUGCCGUUCGAUCUGAAUCUGCCCCCUCCAUCAGAUGAUGUUGAUGCUGAUGAUUUACAUGUCACCGCUUUAUGUCUCUAAUUACUCUUCUGUUACGAUGAUGUAUGU
Messenger RNA from Nicotiana tabacum (common tobacco), 633 nucleotides. RefSeq names its product ethylene-responsive transcription factor 3-like. NCBI's taxonomy places the organism in Eukaryota, Viridiplantae, Streptophyta, Magnoliopsida, Solanales, Solanaceae. Gene Ontology annotation, biological process: regulation of DNA-templated transcription. Gene Ontology annotation, molecular function: DNA binding; DNA-binding transcription factor activity. The record is from RefSeq and is a predicted model, not a curated record.